Amaranthus tricolor (Joseph's coat) is the source of this 1338-nucleotide messenger RNA. RefSeq lists its product as uncharacterized. The record is from RefSeq and is a predicted model, not a curated record. Bases 1 to 1338 code for a protein of 445 amino acids. NCBI's taxonomy places the organism in Eukaryota, Viridiplantae, Streptophyta, Magnoliopsida, Caryophyllales, Amaranthaceae. The transcript is spliced from 3 exons.
AUGCCAAAAGGUGGUGAUAGAGGGUGUAUCGCAAGAGGCGAACCUUUGGAGAUGAGGAACGAUUUUGCUGAAGAUACGACGCAAGAUGCAAGAAUUCAGGCUCUGGAAAAUCAAUUAAGAAUGAUGGAAAGAACUAACGAGAGGCUGUUGAACUUAAUGGAGAAGCAGAUGAGUCAUUCCCAUGAAGAUGAUGAAGGGAGAUUUUAUAUGAGAUUGUCUAGUCAUCAACCUCCAAAAUAUGAUGAAGAACCUGAUCCAGUUCGCUUUGAGGAUUGGAUUGUAGAAAUGGAGAAACUAUUGGAGGCCAUAAACUGCCCGUCAAAGAUGAAAGUUAAAUUAGCCGCAUUCUACUUAACAGGCACUGCUGAAUUAUGGUGGAGGACUGUAAAACAAACUGCCAUAGAUUCUACUUGGGAACAAUUUAUAAAGAAGCUUCGUGAUCAAUUUUACCCACCCUCGCUUCAGAGAAAGAAAGAGAAUGAAUUCUUGUUUCUGAGGCAGGGAACCAUGUCAGUGAUCGAAUACGCAAGUAAGUUCAGAGAGCUGGCUAGAUUCGCUACCGAAAUAGUGAUCUCUGAUCGGGGCAAGGGCACUCCUAGAUACCAAGAUUUUGAUGAUUUGUACAACCAAGCCUUGGAGUACGAGCGUAUUUUGGAAAAAGAAGACGGGUUUAAUAAAAGAAAGAAUGAAUCUAGUGGGGGCGGUGGAUACAAGAAGGCCAGGAAUGAGGCGAAGAAGCCGUUUCAGACUGUAGCAAGGCCGACACAGUGGAAAUGUAGGUUAUGUGGAAAAGAUCAUCGAGGCCGAAAUUGUAAUGGGAAGAUUGUAUGUUACAAAUGCCACAAGGAGGGACAUCUGGCUAAUAACUACAGGGAAAUGUUAAAUCAGAGCAGAACAACGUCGGAAGCUGCAGGUAACAGAGCAUUUGGCACUCAGAGGAAUGAGACUAGAGCAUCCGUAGGCCUGCAUGCAAUUGGAGAUCAUGAUGAUGGUUUACACCAGGAGUUUGAAGUUGAAGGUAAAGUAAUUUCUGGAAAAUUUCUUUUUGGUAAUUUAACAGCAAAUGUUUUGUUUGAUUGUGGAGCGGAUAGGUCUUUUAUUUCUAGUGCUUUUCUCCGCAUAUCUUCUAUUUCUUUAAAGCCUCAAAAAUCCCAAUUGUCUAUCCAUUUACCUGAUGGUACACCUUUCUUGUGUGAUCGUAUCUUUUAUAAUUUUCCAUUGGAGAUUUGUGGGAACCUUUUACCAGUUGACUUGAUUCAGUUUGAUUUGGGAACAUUUGAUAUCAUUUUGGGUAUGGAUUGCAAGAGACAAUUUCUGCAAUUCAAACGUUACAAAUGA